Penicillium maclennaniae is the source of this 2145-nucleotide messenger RNA. RefSeq names its product transcriptional repressor TCF25 family protein. The record is from RefSeq and is a predicted model, not a curated record. Bases 1 to 2145 code for a protein of 714 amino acids. Gene Ontology annotation, biological process: rescue of stalled cytosolic ribosome; ribosome-associated ubiquitin-dependent protein catabolic process. The transcript has 2 exons. Gene Ontology annotation, cellular component: RQC complex. NCBI's taxonomy places the organism in Eukaryota, Fungi, Ascomycota, Eurotiomycetes, Eurotiales, Aspergillaceae.
AUGUCGUCUCGUGCCAUCAGAAAGCUGCAGAAGCUACGCGAACAGCAGCAGCUGGAAGAAGAACACGAUGACUCGAGUGACAAUGAAGCCCCACGCCCCGCUAAGCCAAAGUUCAACGCUUUCGAUCUUCUCAAUGCCGGCGAUGAUGAGGAUGAAGAGUCAGGGGAGGAGGCUCCGGAGCCUAUAACGCAAUCUCAAAAAGAAGAAAAGAAGGCCAAGAAGGCCAAAGCAAACGCAGCUACCGAGUCAAAUUCCAAGCCAUCUGACGAUGUAGAGCUGGACGAAAUUGACAGAGCUUUGAAGGCUCUGGCCACGGAUGGACAAAACUCGACUGGUGCUGAUCUAUCAGCGAACACACAAGUCAGUCGAGAUGCCUCAUUCCCUAAAACCACCGAUGAGCUACUCGGCGUUGAGCCAAAAUUCCUCAACGCAACGAACGAAAUGCGGCGGCUAUUCGGAAAUGUGGUUUUGGAAAAUUUUGACCAGCAAGAUGCAGGUUCGGGCCGCAGACGGGACCGCAAUCGCGAAACAGUCGACCUUGGUCAAGCUUUGACCGGAAGAUAUAGCCCCGCCAGCAGAGGCCAAAGUCUAGCUGGUGUUACAUUACGCCGAAAUGUCCUUAUGCAAGGAAAGGACGAUUGGCCACGCGCACCAAGCGGAGGUCUAGGCAUGGAAAUUGUCGAGAAAAAUCCUCUGGGCAAUACUCUUUACAAAAUCGUGCACAAUGCGUCCUACCAGGAUGUACAAAACCAAUUCGACCUCUGCGUCGAGUCGAUGGACCCACAGCGGUUGAUUCAUCACCUCCAGUACAACCCCUACCAUAUCUCUACUCUUCUUCAAGUCUCCGAAAUCGCCAAACAUCAAGGCGAUCAUGCGGUUUCCGCCGACCUUUUGGAAAGAGCGUUGUUCAACAUCGGGCGUUCCGCCCACUCAUCCUUCAACAACCGACUCAGGGAAGGCCAAGCCAGGCUUGACUUUAUGAAGUUUGAGAACCGAGAAUUGUGGCUUGUUGGUUGGAGAUAUAUUGCCAACUUGGGCAUGAAGGGAACAUGGCGGACCGCAUACGAAUGGGCAAAGCUUCUUCUAAGCUUGAAUGACUCCGAUCCGUACUGUAUCAGACUCUUGGUCGACCACCUGGCUUUGCGUGGCCGAGAGUAUGCGCAAUUCGUCGAUAUGUGCACCCAGACUCGCUUUAGCCACGACUGGGCCGAUUUGCCUAACAUCCAGUGCUCACUGGUGAUGGCUUACCUACGUCUAAAUAGACCUCAGGACUGCCGCCGGCAACUGCACCAUGCUAUGUCUCGUUACCCGUGGGUGUUUAGUAGACUCGCACAGGAAUUGGAUCUUUCACACAUUCCGAAGCAGAUCUGGGGAAAGAUGCCACCAACCGGGACUCAUGAGCUCCUCACAGAACUCUACAUUACUCGUGCAAAGGACUUGUGGAAUACACCCGAAGCUGUAGCUCUUAUCAUGGAAGUCGCCGACACCCUCUCCGGCGAGGAGCCAAUCGAGCCACCGGAGAUUACUCUUGAUAUUGCUCGUCAUGUCGUUCUAUCCGACAUCCCGAAGGUGACAACUCACCUACCAACCCGCUUCGUGUCGGGCCGAAUGUCCUCGUCAGACCCUCUCCCUCCUUACGAGUCAGACGCUUUCCGUCAGCAGUCCGACCCAACUCCUACAUAUCUCUCCCGGAUCCCAGAAGGCGGGCGACCGCAAUGGCUUCGCGAUCUCAUGGGCCAGAUCAACGAUGGAGCCAUUGCCUUUCCCCGUUUCCAAGGUGGUGACGAGGAAGGCGGCGAUGGCGAGCACGGUGAAGUCGCAGAUGCACGUGCGGAUGCCCGAGCCCGUGCAUUGGAUGGCGACCAGCAAGUUCUUGAGCAAUUGCUCCUAGGAGAUGCUUUGGACUCUCUGCAGAUGUUCCUGCAUCAGCACGGAGUUGAUCGGGGUAAUUGGGGAGAUGUGUUAGACUAUGCUCCACUGACGGAUUUCCUGGAGACUCUCGGGGCAAUCGAGCCUGAGGAGCAUCGUCAAGAAUUGCUGCAUGGCCCCAUUCAAGGUGUUAUUGGUGAAAUCGCAGUCACCAUGCUUGAGGAUGAGUUGGAGAUGAUGGAAGAAGAGGGCAUGUCUGAAAACAGUGAUGUAUAG